Benincasa hispida (wax gourd) is the source of this 1948-nucleotide messenger RNA. RefSeq lists its product as uncharacterized. Gene Ontology annotation, molecular function: microtubule binding. The record is from RefSeq and is a predicted model, not a curated record. Gene Ontology annotation, biological process: microtubule cytoskeleton organization. Lineage: Eukaryota; Viridiplantae; Streptophyta; Magnoliopsida; Cucurbitales; Cucurbitaceae.
UUUUUCUUUUUGUUUAAUGUUGGGUUGUUUUUUAAGCUUGUUGGAAAUGGGGUUCUUAUAGUAUUUGAAUUUUUGCAUGUGUUUGUUGGAAUUCUUGUGUGUGUUCUUUUUGGGUGUGUUGGAAUUGGGAUUUUGUAUUAAUCCUUUUGAUUUUGUGGGUCAAUACAAACUUUUGAACUUUCCCUUUGUAUUUUGGGCUUAUAUUUGAAGUUUUCUUGAGGAUUCAAUUUGAUGUCUCUCUUUUGUUCCUUACUUUUUCCUGGUAUUUUUUUGGAAACCAAUGGACUUUCUUAGUUGAGAAGUCAAUUCCUCUCUUUAUAAUCUAGAUUAAGGAAUUUGUUUGGUUGUUGUCAAGAGGCUAUUUGUUUAAUUUUAACCAAAGUUAUAUGAAUAUCAAGCUGAGUGAGUGGUCAUGGGUAGGGAAAUUGCUGGUGUAGUGGAGAAGCCAAAUGCUCUUGUAGUGGUUUUAAAUGGUGUUUCUCAUGACAAAGUCCACGUUUCCCCCAAAAUUGCUGAAGAAAGUAUUGAUUCGGAGGAAUUCGAAGAGAAGGAAUCGAGUGAGGAGAAUUCGUUCGCCGGAAACUAUCAAGAAACGGAGCACGAUGUUGUAGCCAUCAAAAGCUCUAACCUUGAUGCCAGUGUGCCUGCACCCGUUACCGUGCCCGUGCCUGCACCUGUGGUUGUGCCCGAGGAGAAGAAGAAGGAGGAGAGAACUGUAGCACAGAAAAUCAGUGACUUUAAUAAGUCUAUUUCACCUGGGACUAUAGCUGCUACCCCAAAAAUCAUGAAGGUGAACCACAAGAUUCAACAACCAACCGUGCAGGCACCGGAAAAAGCAGCAACAUGCUCACAAACCAUCGAGACCGAGCCUACUCCAACUACAAUUACCAUUGUUGAGGCGUCACCAAAUACUAUCGAAUUGCAGCCUCCCAGCCCGAAAAAGAACUCACGUCCAAACUCGCCUCAAUCAUCGGGUAAAUCUUCACAGAAUGAUUUCAAGAAACAUCAUGAAGAAGAUCACUGGUCUAUUGCCUCCUCUACCGUUCAAUCUAUUCGACAACUCAAAUCUAAAGUAACUAUCGGAACGGCUCCCACAUUUAGAUCGGCUGAACGGGCUGAUAAAAGAAAGGAGUUCUAUAACAAGUUGGAGGAGAAGCACAAAGCUUUGGAGGCAGAGAGAAUCCAAUACGAAGCGCGAAUUAAGGAAGAGCAAGAAGCAGCAAUCAAGCAGCUCAGGAAGGGAUUAGUGAUCAAAGCAAAUCCAGUGCCUAGUUUCUAUUAUGAAGGACCACCACCAAAGGUUGAACUAAAAAAGUUACCAUUAACUCGGCCAAAGUCUCCAAAUCUAACUCGAAGGAAAAGCUGUAGCGAUUCGAUGAACUUAAGCGUAGAGGAGAAAGGAAAAGUAUGCACACGAGCACAACACCAUAGCUUUAGUAGUCAGAAGGCGGAUGAAUCAGCUAACGGCAUAGCCUGCAAAAGCAAAGCACAAGCCAAUGGGCAUUGCCACAACAAUGAAUCUUUUAAACAUAGAAACCAUGUGAAGCGCAAUAAAGAGACGAGAAAAAUGACUUUUGCAACAACCGAUCCACACGAUCCACACAAAAGUAAUGUAGAUAUCCCCAUUCGGUCAUGAACAUAUACUUUUUCCCCAAUGUGAACUAAGAAAAAAUGAAAAAGAAGAAGAGGGGCAAAGGAAGAAAAGGUUUGAUCUUUGAGUUGCUAGUUAUUUCUUUACCCGAGAGAAAAUAGCUUGUUUUCUUUUCUUUUUACAUCUAAUGACUUGACUGAGUGAGUUGUGCUAAUAUGAAAUGUAUAUGUUUUCUUUUUCUUCUUUUUUUAUACUUUUUUUUUUCCUGAAAGCUAUCAUGAUUUUUUAUGUUACAUAUAAGGAGAGAUUUUGAUUCAGUGUGGACUAUUGUGUAUACACAUAUACUUAUCCUUUCUA